This is a messenger RNA of Suillus clintonianus, 1819 nucleotides long. RefSeq lists its product as uncharacterized. The transcript has 3 exons. The record is from RefSeq and is a predicted model, not a curated record. NCBI's taxonomy places the organism in Eukaryota, Fungi, Basidiomycota, Agaricomycetes, Boletales, Suillaceae. Bases 95 to 1684 code for a protein of 529 amino acids.
CAUCUAGACAUCUUCCGCACCGCCUGCUAGCUUCUUUGUUUAACUGCAUUUAAGGCCCUUCCCCUUCCCCGCACUUCUCUUAAACAACCACCCAAUGGAUAUCCACUUCGACGAAUCUUGGUGUCCAGUCUGUGACAGGCAAAUCAUGCCUAAGCGAUAUACAGUCCCCGUUCUCCCACAACCUCAAGAACCUAUACCUGUCCCCACUCCAUCGCCAACAUCGUCAUCUCCGUCGAAAAACCAACAGAGUGACUCUACCGCACGCACUACACGAACGAAAACAGGUGCCGUUCGUGCAAAGAAUGGUCUUUUGCAAGGCACCGGUCGCGUCAAGCCUAAUGGUGCUAUCAAGCGAUCGGACUCAACAACAGUGGCGAACAAGGCCCGUGCCACGCCACCUCAACCCCAACAACCCGUCGCACCUGUCAAGCACCGCACAAUCAUUGACCAGGGUCCUAUCCCUCUUUACUGUUCAGAUGAAUGUCGUCUUCAAGACUUGGCAAGACUCGAUGGUGCUUAUCCCUUGAAUUACCACCCUGAUCGUUCGUCACCGCCUCUUCCUCGCGUGCCUCAUAAUUCCUUCGAGGGACGCUAUUGCGAGUCAGAAGAUGAAUCCACCAGUGCUUCCGGAUCAUCCCUGGAUUCAGGGUUCUCGUGUUCCUCACCAACCAUCACCGUCUCUCGUAGUAUGGCCACCCUGGCCGCACUCUAUAACUUCCCUCCCUUGCCUCCUGCACCACCCAUUCUGUCAUCAGUCGAUAGCAUGUCCUCAUCGGAGCCCGAGUAUCGCAAUGAUUACCAGGGUGGAACGAUGAUGGCAAGCAAGCGUAUCAAGGAGGUAUUAUGCCCGCCACGUCCCAAGCCUUCUUCGUUAUACAAUGAACUACCUCAGCCUAGGAAACCAGUUCCUGGCUGGACCGACGGCGGUAGUGAGUGGCGUCAAUCAGUCUAUGGCGGAUACUCCAAACGCCCGGACAAUGCAUCUGUUGGAUCCGAGAAAGCACAAACUUCAUUUGCAGCAUCAUCCCAUCGUGGUGUCAAUUGGACUUCGACCCUGUCCCAGUCAAACUCAUCUAGUGCUCUUGCCCCGCCGCGUCCUGCUUCCAACCUGCCUCCUCCUCGCUCGAGUCAGUCGUACAGUGACGAGUUGUACACCAAAUAUUCCCUUCCUCUUUCUCGCAGAUCAGAAUCGCGCAUGUCACUCUUCCGUCCGUCGACGUCGUCCUCCACCCAUUCACCUCCGCUUUCUCCUACUUCCACAUCUUCGUCCUCGAGACGUCGUCGUGAACAGCCUCUGAUCAAGAGAGGCGCGGAGGGUCGAUUACUCGUUCCUGAAGUCGUACUCACCCGAAACAACUCGAGCAUGGGUUUACUAUCGCAGCAAUUUUCCAAACCUAUGGACCGGCAUCCCAGCGAAGCCAGUGAAGACAGCAUUUCGAGCGACUGCACGUCUGAAUCACUCGGUCCCGCUAACCGACCUGCACCACAAACUCGCACAUGGUCAUACGAUAACAUCAAGACCUACCCUGUGAUGAUGCCUCCUGCGAAGAAGGAGAAACGCAUCGAGCAUCACAUGGUUGAUGGCGAGAUCAAGGAGGUCGAAGUUGAGGUCGAAGUUGUCCAACCCUUGAAGCGCCUCUUCCUGUUCCCUGGCAAAGAAACUGUUCCUGUGGGACGGUCAUGAGUGGCACCCACAGCCAGUCCCGGUCUUGUCAGUUUCCCGAGCAUUCCAUCAUACCCUGUAUUCGCAAGGUCUCGGCUCGCCGACGGCCAUACCGCCACGUUCACGACGCAUACCCAUUACUUUAUCGAUUCUUUA